CCAUCUAGGCGCGGCUCGGCCCGUCGCAUGGAUCCAGAUGUUCUCGUGGGGCCGUAGCAAGCAGUCCUCGCCCGCCUCCUCCUCCGGCCGCCGCGGCGACGCCCCCAUGGACUCCGGCGGCAGCAGCCGCCGCGGAAGCGGCAGCGGGAGCGGGAGCCGCGGACGGAGCCCGCGGCUGGAGCGCCGCAACGCCGCCAAGCACAUCGACUACGAGGCGGGCGGGCCGACGUCCGUGUCGGCGUCGUGGUCCUCCUCCGCCUCGGCCUCGUCGGCCGACCGCUCCCCGGGGGUCCGCCCCUCGCGCUCGCUCGACCUGGCGGCCAGGGGCGGCACGGACUUCCGCGUCAGCGGCAGCGCCGAGGGGGAGGUGGACGAGCUCUGCCGCAGCCUGGGGCUGUCGGGGCCCGAGGACUUCGCCAUCCCCGUCGCCGCCUGGGAGGCCCGCAAGGCGCGCUCCAGCAACGACCUCCUCUCCCGCGCCGCCCGCCCGGACCCGGACACGUCCAAUCCCCCCUUGGCAGACCCCGCCCCCGUCGUCCGCACCACCUCCGCCCCCGACGGCCCCUGGCCCGCGCCCCUCUCCUUCCCCGACCCCAUUCCCGAGGAGUCCAUCCACUCCUCCGCCACCUCCACCGCCACCGCCACCGACUCGGUGGAGGAGCUCACCACCUCCAUCCCGCCGCCAGCGGAAUCCCCCAAACCCACCCCUACGGCUGCUCUUACGGCGCACGUCGCGGGCCUGUCCCUCCUCUCGCCGAGAAAGACAACCGGGGAGGUCGGGAUCCGGGGCGUCCGGCCGCCGCUGCUCUCCCCGCCUCCACCGAUCACGGGGCUCGCACCGCCACCGGUGAGGCAGCCGUCCAAUGGCAAGUUCAAGCGGAACAUCAAGCCAUGGAUGCGUGGUGCGCUUCUGGGGAGUGGCUCGUUCGGGACCGUGUACGAGGGGAUCAGUGAUGAAGGUGCGUUUUUUGCUGUUAAGGAAGUGUCUUUGCUUGACCAAGGAAGCAAUGCACAGCAAUCUAUUCUAGCACUUGAACAGGAAAUCGCUCUGCUUAGUCAGUUCGAACAUGAAAAUAUAGUCCAGUAUUAUGGAACUGACAAGGAAGAAUCGAAACUCUACAUUUUUAUUGAGCUUGUUACACAAGGUUCUCUUUCAUCUCUCUAUCAGAAGUAUAAACUACGUGAUUCACAAGUCUCUGCAUACACAAGACAGAUUCUGAAUGGAUUAGUCUAUCUCCAUGACAGAAAUGUGGUCCACAGAGAUAUCAAAUGCGCCAAUAUAUUGGUUCAUGCAAAUGGAUCGGUAAAACUUGCGGAUUUUGGAUUGGCAAAGGAGAUGUCUAAAAUCAAUAUGCUGAGAUCAUGCAAAGGAAGUGUUUAUUGGAUGGCACCUGAGGUUGUUAAUCCGAGAAAAACGUAUGGGCCUGCAGCUGAUAUGUGGAGCCUUGGCUGCACUGUGUUAGAAAUGCUGACCCGCCAAAUACCUUAUCCUAAUGUGGAGUGGACAAAUGCUUUCUUUAUGAUUGGAAGAGGAGAACAGCCUCCCAUGCCCAGCUACUUGUCAAAAGAAGCUCAAGAUUUCAUCGGCCAGUGUGUAAGAGUUGAUCCAGAGGAGCGACCUACCGCAUCAGAACUUUUGGCGCACCCAUUUGUAAACAGGCCACUACGAGCUUCUUUUGAUUCUCUGUCUCCUCCGACCAAUAGGCAAUAGUAUUGAUAGUGUGGUGUCCCUGUUCGUGCUACCU
Lolium rigidum is the source of this 1745-nucleotide messenger RNA. RefSeq names its product mitogen-activated protein kinase kinase kinase 1-like. Gene Ontology annotation, molecular function: ATP binding; protein kinase activity. The transcript is spliced from 9 exons. Gene Ontology annotation, biological process: protein phosphorylation. Lineage: Eukaryota; Viridiplantae; Streptophyta; Magnoliopsida; Poales; Poaceae. The record is from RefSeq and is a predicted model, not a curated record. Bases 38 to 1711 code for a protein of 557 amino acids.